AUGUCAGAUGCUAUAUCUUCCUUGCUCCGGAGGGUGAUCUUGGAGUCCCCUCCUGGAGAAUGGGCCAUGAGGCAACUCCGAGAGCUGCUUAUUGGCGCCCUCAAGCAAGGCCCCAUUCCUCAGCAUGUGUCCUUUGAGAUGGACGGAAAUCGACGAUACGCACGAAGCCAUCGGAUGGAGACCGUGGAAGGCCAUCAUCGCGGGUUUGAGGCUCUCGCUAGGAUAAUGGAGAUAUGCUACAAAUGCGGUGUCAAGGUCGUCACUGUCUACGCGUUCAGCAUAGAAAACUUCAACCGCCCGAAGUACGAAGUCGAAGGCCUCAUGCAAUUAGCAAAGGUCAAGCUCGAGCAGUUGACGAAUUACGGCCACAUUCUCGACCGUUAUGGGGCCCGUGUUCGGGUGCUCGGCCAGCGCGAGAUGAUUCGAGCAGAUGUUCUAGAAGUGGUUGACAAAGCGGUUGCACGAACAAAGCACAACAACAAGGCCGUGCUAAACAUCUGCUUCCCUUAUACUUCCCGAGCUGAGAUGACGACCGCAGUAAAAUCGACCGUGCAAGAAUUCUUAGCUCCUACUCCACCAAAGGCCACACCUUUCUCGCCCUCCCGAAUCAGGCAGAAUAUUCUAUCGAGACAGCUAGAUCGUCACGACGGCGGCCUGCCCACCAUCCAUGAUGUCCCCCCGGAGGACUCAGUUAGUCUGGACGAAGACGGAGAAAAGGACUCCAGAGACGGAGACUCCUCGUCACCCACGCUACAUCCAGACUCUCCCUCGCCGCGCCUCCGAGCAAGGAACAGCUCUGUCAGCCUCUCGGGGCUUCCAAACCCCGAGACGAUUACUGCCGAGACGCUGGAUAAGCACAUGUACACUGCGAAUGACCCGCCUCUUGACAUCUUUGUCCGGACCAGCGGCGUUGAGCGCCUGAGUGACUUUAUGCUCUGGCAAUGCCAUCAAGACACCCAAAUCUUCUUCAUUGAUACACUCUGGCCAGACUUCGAUCUCCAGCACUUUAUUUGGAUUUUGCUGGAGUGGCAGUGGCGGCAAAAGCAGAAAGACCGGGAUGGUGCGCCGGCGGGAGGACGAGCUGUGAAGACGCGAAGCAUGGUCGAAUAA
Ilyonectria robusta is the source of this 1110-nucleotide messenger RNA. Its product is annotated as Decaprenyl diphosphate synthase-like protein. Lineage: Eukaryota; Fungi; Ascomycota; Sordariomycetes; Hypocreales; Nectriaceae. Gene Ontology annotation, cellular component: membrane; dehydrodolichyl diphosphate synthase complex; endoplasmic reticulum. The record is from RefSeq and is a predicted model, not a curated record. Gene Ontology annotation, molecular function: ditrans,polycis-polyprenyl diphosphate synthase [(2E,6E)-farnesyl diphosphate specific] activity. The transcript is spliced from 3 exons. The coding region runs from base 1 to 1110 and encodes 369 amino acids.